This is a messenger RNA of Pochonia chlamydosporia 170, 1791 nucleotides long. Its product is annotated as glycosyl hydrolase family 47 protein. Gene Ontology annotation, cellular component: endoplasmic reticulum; Golgi membrane. The transcript has a single exon. Gene Ontology annotation, biological process: N-glycan processing; carbohydrate metabolic process. Gene Ontology annotation, molecular function: calcium ion binding; mannosyl-oligosaccharide 1,2-alpha-mannosidase activity. The record is from RefSeq and is a predicted model, not a curated record. NCBI's taxonomy places the organism in Eukaryota, Fungi, Ascomycota, Sordariomycetes, Hypocreales, Clavicipitaceae. Bases 1 to 1791 code for a protein of 596 amino acids.
AUGCUGUAUGCCAUGACGUCCAUCGGGCGUCGGACUUGGGGUUGGAUCUCGGUUAUUCUCCUUGCGCUCAUAUUUUCUUGCUGGAUCAUCUCCCAACUUUUGACACAAGAUGGCACUGCUCCCACCAAAGCAUGGAACUUCUGGCAGGAAGAUAAAUAUUUUUGGAAGAUGCUACCAGUUCACCAUCCCCCGCAGCAAAUUCGCCGUCUUCCCACAGGUCCCUUGGUUCAAUACCCUAAAAUUCAACGAACAUUCAAGCCCGAAGAUCCGUCUUCUCGCCAAAUUCGGGAGAAACGACAAUCUGCCAUCAAAUACACUUUCGUGAAAUGUUGGACGUCAUACAAACGGUACGCUUGGAGAGAAGAUGAGCUUUCUCCAGUUUCUGGUGGUCGGCGGAAUAUAUUUGGCGGAUGGUCAGCUACUUUAGUAGACGCCCUUGAUACGAUGUGGAUCAUGGGAUUGAAGGAUGAAUUUAAAGAGGCAGUCGAUGCAGCAACUCAGAUCGACUUUACAAAAACCGAUAUGGAGAAGAUCAACCUGUUCGAGACGAAUAUCCGUUAUCUAGGUGGAUUUUUAUCAGCCUACGACUUGAGCGGGGAUGUGAGACUUCUUCGAAAGGCAGUCGAGGUUGGAGAGAUGCUGUACAAAGCAUUCGAUACACCGAAUAGGAUGCCAAUCGGUCGCUGGGAUAUUCAUUCCGCCAUAAGAGGAGAGAAACAAGUAGCUGUCCCUGUCUCGGCCGCUGAAAUUGGAACCCUUUCAUUGGAAUUUACCCGAUUGUCGCAGAUCACGGGCAAUUCUAAAUGGUUUGAUGCUAUCCAACGGAUUACCGAUGUCAUGGCCGACCAACAAAAUUCCACUGCCCUGCCCGGUCUCUGGCCAACUCAAUUAAACCCGGAGAAGCUCGUGUUUAAUAACGGCUCUGAGUUUACCCUUGGCGCGGACGAAGAUUCUCUGUAUGAGUACCUUCUAAAAAUGGCGCUGCUCACUGGGGGCCGAAUACCUAAAUACCAAAUCAUGUAUGAAAUGGCGGUUGAAGCCGCUGUCAAACACUUAAUAUUCCGACCAAUGACACCAAACAGAAGUGAUAUUCUUAUUUCAGGCACUGCACAUGUCAACAUUACUCCAGGCUCAAACAACGUCACACUAGAGCCACGGGGACAACACCUCGUCUGUUUUCUGGGUGGCCUGAUAGUCAUGGGAAGCAAACUCUUCUCUCGGCCAGCCGAUCUUCCGAUCGCAGAAAAGCUGGUGGAUGGCUGUAGUUGGGCUUACCGGGCAUUCUCUCGAGGAAUAAUGCCGGAGAAGUUCCAUAUCGUACCUUGUCCGACGAAGGAGCCAUGCGAAUGGCAUGAAGAAAUUUGGAAACAACACGUCCUCAAAGCGGCAGGGAAAGAUUCCACAGGGCCUGCUGAAUCCAUUAUUUCUAGCAAGAGACUGCCCCCGGGUUUCACCGAUAUUCGAGAUCCCGUGUACAUCCUUCGACCGGAAGCUAUUGAGAGCGUUUUCAUUCUCUACAGGGCGACGGGUCGGUCGGAUCUGCCGGAUGCCGCCUGGAAUAUGUUUACAAGUAUCAACGAGACAACAAGUACUGAUCUAGCGAAUUCGGCAAUUCGGGACGUGACUAUUUCCAAGAAUGAGACUCCGGGGCUGCUUGACGUGAUGGAAUCUUUUUGGCUAGCGGAGACGCUCAAGUAUUUUUAUUUGAUGUUCAGCGAGGAUUUUGUGAUAAAUUUGGACGAGUAUGUAUUUAAUACGGAGGCACAUCCGUUCAAGAGGCUAUUGCAAUAA